Molecule: messenger RNA, 2172 nt
Organism: Eurytemora carolleeae
Lineage: Eukaryota; Metazoa; Arthropoda; Copepoda; Calanoida; Temoridae
Product: protein RFT1 homolog
Exons: 12
Coding region: 22-1776 (584 amino acids)
Biological process (GO): glycolipid translocation; dolichol-linked oligosaccharide biosynthetic process
Cellular component (GO): endoplasmic reticulum membrane
Source: RefSeq, a predicted model, not a curated record
UGAACCGAAUAUUCUAACAUAAUGAGUGGGGACAAACUAAUUGAUGAUGUCAGUAUUGCAAACACACAAAGGAGAGGAGGGAAAAGAAAAUCCAGUGAGAAGGAUAAGAAUGAUAAAAUGAAAGAUGCAGGAUUAGGAGACAGCAGUGUGAGGUCUGCUACUUUCAAUAUGAUUACCCAGAUAAGUUUCCGAGUGAUAACAUUUAUCCUAAAUGCCUUUGUUCUCCGCCAUAUUAGCAGAGAUGUGAUGGGCCUGAUCAACGUGAGACUAAAUUUGUUGGACGAUACUAUUCUCUUCCUUAGUAGAGAAGCUUUUAGAUUGGCAUGUUUGGGACAUAGGGGCAAAGAGGGUUGGGAUGGAGUUCUGAAUCUAAUGUGGUGUUGUGUCCCUCUAUCUAUUGUUUGGUCGACUGUGUUGGGUUGGGUUUGGGUAAAUAUUCUCUCCUCGCCUCCAGAGGAUCUCAAACAACAGUAUGAGACGGCUGUGAUACUAGUUUCCUUUAGUGGAAUAAUACAAAUGUUUGCUGAAGUGCCCUGGCUCAUAGCUCAAAUAUUUCUUUUCGUAAGGUUACGUGUAAUAAUGGAUUUUAUCUGGAUGCUAACUCGAGUUCUCUUCUUGGUGAUUGCUGUUUCCUUGUACCCAGAUAAUGUGGUUUAUAUUUGGGCUGUUGGCCACUUCAUUGCGGGUCUACUUUAUGUCCUCGGUUACUAUUUUGCUUUCUUCUUAAUCUUGAAGUUCGGAAAUAAAGAUCCCCACGCUAAAUGUUCUCAUUCCUCUGCCUUACCUUUCAACAGUUUACGACAGUUUUUUCCGACAUUCGACAAGACAACCUUUCCAGUUAACCAGGAAUACAGGCGCGUAACCGUAAGCUUUCUGGCUCAAGGAUUGAUGAAGCAGGUUCUAACAGAGGGAGAAAGAUACUUGAUGACAUUCCUCAACCUUCUCUCUCUUAGUCAGCAAGGAAUAUAUGACGUGGUUUCCAACCUUGGUUCUUUAGCAGCCAGAUUUAUAUUUCGACCAAUAGAAGAAAGCUGUUAUUUAUUCUUCAGUCAACAGAUUUACUUCAUAAAUUUUCUUGCUCAGUGGGUUCGAGGAAAGGAUUGGAAGGAUCAGGAUGAAGAUAUGCGUCAGAAAGUGGAGCAAGGUCUCUUCAGAGUACUUAGAUUGAUGGUUCUACUUGGUCUUGUUAUAUUUACUUUUGGGUUUUCCUAUUCCGACCUUUUACUCAGAAUUUAUGGAGGACCACAUCUAGCAGUGGACGGUGGGACUGCACUUCUCAGAGCUCAAUGUCUUCUCAUCUUUUUUCUUGCUGUUAAUGGUGUGACGGAAUGCUUUGUGCGGUCCGUCAUGACGGAACAGGAGAUCAACAUGUUUAAUAAGAAGCUUGUGUUCCUGUCUUGUAGUUAUCUUCUUCUUACCUGGGCGAUGACCAGCUCUAUGGGCGUGCUAGGAUUAGUGGGGGCUAACUGCGUCAAUAUGGGGAUACGCAUUUAUUUCUCUAUUGAAAUUAUUCAGAAAACAUUCGCCAACUUGGAUCCAUCGCCUAUUCAAGGCUUGUUCCCUGAAAAUGAUAUGCUGUAUAUUCUGCUCUGCUCUGGUACCUGCUGUCAACUCUCAGAGCAGUAUAUAUACGCUUGGAGUCCUGCAGUUCAUUUUCUUCUCGGAGCUUUACUUUUCUUUGUAGUUGUGGCUUCAGUUGUCAUCAAAGAAGAUUUUAUUCUCUCAUUCCUUGUAGAAAAAUAUAGAAACAUAAAACUUAAAAUUAAAAAAGAAUAAAGUUGGUCCAUGGAUGUGACUUAAUAAAGGCUGCCUCCCAAGUCACUUAUUCCAAGCAGAUAAUUUUCCAAAUAUUUAUUAUUUUUAGAGUAGUUAAUCCCAAAUUGUUUAUUCUUAUAUUGUUUUCCCUUCAUACCAAUUCAGGUUGAAAAGGAAAGAUUUUGAGAGUUAAUCAAUAAUCAUGUAUGCUGCUUUGGUAAACAAAAAAUUAGCCUUAUGUACGUUUAGAAAGUCGCCUUAAUGAAAACGUGACUUGGAAAACACUUCUGGGAAAAACGUAACUUACCUCACAUUAAAAAGAAGUAUAAUCUGUGAUAAUAUCUUUUUGUUUUAUAUUUACACGCCAGUAUGAUGUUUGACCGUUUUACUUAUUUAUACAUUUAAAAAGAUGAAAAA